CUCUCUCUCUCUCUCUCUCUCUCUCUCUCUCUCUCUCUCUCUCUCUCUCUCAUGCAUGUGUUUUGUGUUAUCUCAGCAACAAAAAUUGAAGAAAUUAAACACUAAGAUAAUUAAUUUGGAGGGAAAAUAUAUAGAGAAAUAGAGGAGUGAGAUCAUGGGGAGGGGCAAGAUUGAGAUCAAGAGGAUCGAGAACACGACGAACCGCCAAGUGACUUUCUGCAAGCGGCGGAACGGGCUGCUGAAGAAAGCGUACGAGCUCUCCGUUCUCUGCGAUGCCGAGGUCGCGCUCAUCGUCUUCUCAAGCCGCGGCCGCCUCUACGAGUAUUCGAACAACAGCACAAAAUCAAUCAUUGAGAGGUACAAGAAGGCUUCUGAUAAAUCCAACUCAGGUCCAGUUAUAGAAGUCAAUUCUCAACAAUACUACCUGCAAGAAGCUGCGAAACUGCGUCAUCAGAUUCAAAUACUGCAGAAUGCGAACCGGCACUUAAUGGGUGAUUCUUUGAGUUCUUUGACUGUGAAGGAGCUCAAGCAACUCGAGAACCGCCUCGAAAGAGGCAUCACAAGGAUCAGAUCUAAGAAGCAUGAGUUGCUGUUCGCAGAAAUCGAACACAUGCAGAAAAGGGAAUUGGAGCUUCAACAUGACAACAUGCAUCUCAGAGCUAAGGUUGUGGAAAAUCAGAGAGCACAAGAAUCAGGUAUGCAGCAACCUGCGAACGAGUUCGACGCGCUCGCACCGGUCGAUUUGAACGCUUUUUACCGCGUCGGCAUUUUAGAGACCGCACCGAACGUUUUGGAACGUCGCGACCGAACUGCGCUGCAACUCAGGUGCGAGUCUAAGCCUGAUUCAACUGCAUGAAAAGUGCUCCUUCAAGUAUGAAAGAACUCUGGUUGAUUAUCAUAAAUCUACGUAAUUAAGUUUGGUGAUU
Ananas comosus (pineapple) is the source of this 926-nucleotide messenger RNA. Its product is annotated as MADS-box transcription factor 21-like. The transcript is spliced from 8 exons. Gene Ontology annotation, biological process: positive regulation of transcription by RNA polymerase II. Lineage: Eukaryota; Viridiplantae; Streptophyta; Magnoliopsida; Poales; Bromeliaceae. The record is from RefSeq and is a predicted model, not a curated record. Gene Ontology annotation, molecular function: protein dimerization activity; RNA polymerase II cis-regulatory region sequence-specific DNA binding; DNA-binding transcription factor activity, RNA polymerase II-specific. Bases 155 to 856 code for a protein of 233 amino acids. Gene Ontology annotation, cellular component: nucleus.